Messenger RNA from Lottia gigantea (owl limpet), 1236 nucleotides. RefSeq lists its product as hypothetical. Gene Ontology annotation, molecular function: sterol binding. Lineage: Eukaryota; Metazoa; Mollusca; Gastropoda; Lottiidae. The record is from RefSeq and is a predicted model, not a curated record. Gene Ontology annotation, cellular component: membrane; cytosol; intracellular membrane-bounded organelle. The transcript has 11 exons. The coding region runs from base 1 to 1236 and encodes 411 amino acids.
AUGUUUUCAAGUCGAGACUUCAGCUUAUGGAGCAUUUUGAAACAGUGCAUUGGAAAGGAGCUGUCGAAGAUCACAAUGCCUGUAGUUUUUAACGAACCCCUGAGUUUCUUACAACGACUAACAGAAUACAUGGAAUACUCAUAUUUAUUGGACAGAGCUAGCCAAACUUCUGACCCCAUUGAAAGACUUCAGUAUGUAUCAGCAUUUGCUGUAUCAGCCAUAUCAUCAAAUUGGGAAAGAUUGGGAAAACCUUUCAACCCAUUGCUGGGAGAGACCUACGAACUAGAUAGAAGUGAACUAGGAUUCCGGCUCAUCAGUGAACAAGUCAGUCACCAUCCACCUAUCAGUGCAUUCCAUAUUGAUUCACCAUUAUAUAAAUUUCAUGGUCAGAUCUAUCCAAAAUUAAAAUUCUGGGGAAAAUCUGUGGAUAUUCAUCCUAAAGGUUAUGUCACAUUGGAGUUGAAAAAAUUUAAUGAAGUAUAUACCUGGCAGAAUGUAAAUUGUUGUGUUCAUAAUAUUAUAGUGGGUAAACUCUGGGUAGAACAUUCUGGUCCAAUGGAGAUUAUCAAUCAUCAAACCAAACAUCGAGCUGUACUGAAUUUCAAACAAGGAGGAUGGUUUGGAAAAGAUCUUCAUAAGGUCGAAGGUUACAUUUAUGAUCCUGAUAAAAAGAAGUUAAAAGCCAUCUGGGGUAACUGGCUGAUGGGAUUGUUCUCUGUCAAUGCUGGAACAUAUGAUGCUCAUGUUGCUGCUAUGCCCAGUUCACCUCCACAUACUCCUAAGGUAAAUGGAGCAGGUGGAGAUGCUGAAGAUGCAUCUGAUGAACUGCCCUGUAAAUCUUUUAAUUCCUUUGAUUUAAACAUUCCUGGUCAGAUCACUUUAUGGCAGGCCACACCUAGACCUGAAGACUCAGCCAAGUAUUUUUCAUUUACAUUAUUUGCAAUGACAUUAAAUGAAAUGAUGCCAGAGAUGAACAUCACUCUACCACCCACAGAUUCCAGAAAACGUCCUGAUAUUAGAUAUCUAGAGGAGGGCAAGAUAGAUGAAGCAGCAGAUGCAAAGAACAGACUGGAAGAAAAACAACGACAAGCUAGAAAAGAGAGGAAGAAACAAAAAGGGGAUUGGCAGCCAUUGUGGUUUGAGACUGUGAAGAACCAAUACACUGGAAAAGAAGAGUGGGCAUACAAGGGAGAUUACUGGGAAAGAGACUUUUCUAAAUGUGGUGACAUAUUUUGA